Messenger RNA from Astyanax mexicanus (Mexican tetra), 2611 nucleotides. RefSeq names its product zinc finger protein 501-like. Bases 181 to 1284 code for a protein of 367 amino acids. The record is from RefSeq and is a predicted model, not a curated record. The transcript has 2 exons. NCBI's taxonomy places the organism in Eukaryota, Metazoa, Chordata, Actinopteri, Characiformes, Acestrorhamphidae. Gene Ontology annotation, biological process: negative regulation of transcription by RNA polymerase II; regulation of immune system process; regulation of cytokine production.
GGUGAAUAUGGAAGGGUGGUUAGAGUUUCCCCCGGUCUCCAGUAAAGUGGAGCAGCAGAAGAUCCGCACCUCUGUACUCAGACUGCUCUGCUGGAGGAACACCAUCAGCUCACCUGCUGCAGUACCGAAUGCUACAUUCCUACCUGGAUGAACCUGGAUUAGCUGCACAAAGUGGAAAACAUGGCAUCCAGAGAAAUCUCCAAUACUCAGCAAACACCCUCUCCUACACCUUACAGACAAAUGCAGAAAAGUACAGGCAAGAAGAAAACUCACCACUGCUCAGACUGUGGGAAGAGAUUUACUCAACAGAGUCAUCUUGGAACACACCAGCUCAUUCACACUGGAGAGAAAUCGCAUCACUGCUCAGACUGUGGGAGUAGCUUUAAUGAUUCGAAUAAUUUCAAGCAACAUCAGCACAUUUACACUGGAGUGAAGCCAUAUUCCUGUUCAGACUGUGAAAAGAGUUUUACUCAUCAGAGUAGUCUUAAAACACACCAGCUCAUUCACACUGGAGAAAAAUCAUUUCACUGCUCAGAGUGUGGACUGAGUUUUUAUCAACAGCGUAAUCUCAAACAACACCAGCACAUUCACUUGGGAAAGAAACUAUAUCAGUGUUCAGACUGUGAAAAAAGUUUUAAUAAUAAGAGCCAUCUCCAGCAACACCAGCGCAUUCACACUGGAGAUAAACCAUAUCAGUGUUCAGACUGUGGAAAGAGUUUUAAUAAUCAGAGUAAUUUUAAAAAACACCAGCGCAUUCACACUGGAGAGAAACCGUUUUACUGCUCAGACUGUGGGAUGAAUUUUAAUCAACAGAAUAGUCUCCAGCGACACCUGCGCGUUCACACUGGAGAGAAACCAUAUUACUGCUCUGAAUGUGGGAUGAAUUUUUAUCAGCAGAGUAAUCUCCAACAACACCAGCGCAUUCACACUGGAGAAAAGCUGUUUCACUGCUCAGACUGUGGGAAAAGUUUUAGUCACCAGUAUAGUCUUCAGCGACACCAGCGCAUUCACACUGGAGAGAAACUGUUUCACUGCUCAGACUGUGGGAAGAGUUUUAAUAAUCAGAGCGAUUUAAAAAAACACCUGCUCAUUCACACUGGAGAGAAACCAUAUUACUGCUCAGACUGUGGAAAGAGCUUUAAUAAUCAGAGUAGUCUCCGAACACACCAGCGCAUUCACACGGGAGAGAAACCAUAUCACUGCUCAGAGUGUGCAGUGAGCUUCAGGUAUUUACCAUCAUUCAAGAAACACAAGUGUAUUAAGAAGGACAGUGACGCACCCUAAACUAUUCAAGAUCCCAAGCCGGAUCUAUUGGUAAUGUAUAUUGUAAUGGUAAUGUAAUGGUAGAGGUCAACUGCAUUUUUUUAAGCAUAUUCAUAAAGAAAAAUAUAGGUAUCUUAUAAUAUAGUUAUUAUAUAUCCAGUUAAGCUCUGUACAGCUUCAUUCGUAAAAGAUACAGUAAAUAAAUUAAUAAUUAGGGUUGUUUACGUAACCUAUGCAAAUCAUGGCAACAUUAUUGUAACCUUGUGCUUAUGAUACCUGUUAAAUCCAUCUUAAAUCUAGCUUAAGCUAAUUUUUACCAGGAGCAGGAUUUAGAGGGUUAAAAGUGAUGUUUCAUGGACAAAGAUGUUGGAGAAACUUGUCAUCCAGGUGAAACAUAACCAUUGUUAUCAAAUUUUCUUUUAGGGUAAAUAGUUACUUAGUACUUAGUUUUAACUUUGUCAUUGCUACAAAUACACAGUCCUUUUUUUUUUUUUUGCGAACCGUAACAGUUCGGUUCAUGUAAAUGCACGCAGAAUGCACGGUACAGCCUAUAGGAGACAUUCUCUCUGGCGUCACUCUCUAACUCUCUCUUCUUUUUUUUUUAACUCUCUCUCUUUCUCUUUCACGCGCUCGAGCCCAGUUCCAACAUUCCAUCCCAAAAAACAAAACAUGAUAAUAAUGAAGGUCCAUUGUUAUUAUAAAGUUAAUGAAGGAGAGGCUAUAGAGAAUGUCCAGUUUUCACCAACCAAAAACCUACUGUAUCGUGGGGUUUAUUUUCUGUACCUUUACACCCCUAACAAAUACACAUCAAAUUCAAGUACAAAUAUUAGCAUGAUGCAAAAACUGUGUUAAUAUGAGUACAUGUCUAUGAUAAAUAUGUUAAAUAUAAUGAGAUAUAGGUCACUAUGCAUAUAUAACCCAAUAUACAUGCCAAAUAUAAUGGGACAGGAACUAGUAUUUUGUGCCAUGAGUGUUGUCAUGUCCCAGUGUAAUGGUUAACAGAACCAGCUCUGCAGGAUCGGAAAGUGGACUGUUGUGGUAAACAACUCUCUCUUGUUAUUUCAGUAAUACUACCACAGUGCUUUGUGUAUGCGUUCUUUAUGUGUGAAUAGAAGAUUAGCAGUAGCAGUGGGAUCUGACUCAUUUAGAACUGCUGCUGGUUUCCAAGCGUACCAGCAUGAAGAGGCUGUGCAUGCAAACUCUGCUGGAUGAUUUUUCAUAUAGGCUAAUUAUAAGUGUGUUGGUUAACUUUACUAACUCUGAAAACUAUCUGAACUAAACGUAUCUAAAAACUGAAUCCAAGCAACUGAUGAGCGACUUAGCUGAAUUUUUUUUUUUUUUUUUUUUU